Molecule: messenger RNA, 1404 nt
Organism: Plasmodium malariae
Lineage: Eukaryota; Apicomplexa; Aconoidasida; Haemosporida; Plasmodiidae
Gene: MFS3
Product: major facilitator superfamily domain-containing protein, putative
Exons: 1
Coding region: 1-1404 (467 amino acids)
Biological process (GO): monosaccharide transmembrane transport
Cellular component (GO): membrane
Molecular function (GO): hexose transmembrane transporter activity
Source: RefSeq, a predicted model, not a curated record
AUGAUGUACCUAACUAAAGUUAUUUUCAACGCGUGUCUGGCUAUCCUUAACUGUAGCCUGUGUCUGUCUUCAACAAGCUUGGCAAGAAAAAUGUUGAUCGAUGAUAUGAAGAUAUGCCCGCAUGGGUACAGAGGAUGUCCAAAAGAGAAAUGGUACUUUGCAACAUUUUAUUUUAUGAUAUAUAUUAGUGGGUUUUUGGGAUGUUUUAUAUCUUUAUAUUUUAAGAACGCAAACAGAAGGAAAUUAAUGUUAGCUAUACACUAUUUAUUUAUUAUUGGAAGUACAUUAACAUUUUAUACGUCACCUCAUGUUAUUAUAACAUUAUUUUCUCAAGCCUUUUUUGGAUUAGCUAUCGGAUGCUCAGUUGUUACUGUAUGUUUUUAUGUACUUGAAUAUUCUCCAAAAGAAGAUCAAAAUUAUUAUGGAUAUAUUAUUCAAGUAUUUUUUUCCAUUGGAUUAUUAAUUAGUUAUAUAUUUGGAGCUUGUUAUGAAAAUAUACGAUUUUCAAAUCCAAAGACUAAUCGUAUAGUACUUUUAUUAUUAUAUAAGACACAUAUGUGUUUACCUAUCAUAUUCAGUAUAAUAGCAUUAAUAUUAUUUCAUUUUGUAUUUACUAUGGAUACACCAUUACAUCUAUAUGAAUCGAAAAAAUAUGAUAAAUUUGAAACCUUAAAAACAACAAUUAACUCAAAAAAUUUUGAUGAAAAGAAAGAAUACCACACUAAUAAAAAAACAGAAGAAGUAAGUUUACUAGGUAAUGAUAUUGCCAUAUAUGAUUUUUUUAAAAAUAAAGAUUUAAGAAAAUUAUCUUUAACAUCAUGUCUUCUAUGCCAUUUAUACUCAUUUAGUGGCUCCUUUUUAUUUUUUAACAAGAUGUUCUUAUUUUAUAAAAUUUUCUCCUCUACAAUGGCAAACACAUUUAUUUCUACUGGAUUUAUAUGCCUAUAUGCUAUAUGCUCUAUUAUUGUAGUCACUGUACUAUCACAUCGUUUUCAAAAGAAGGAUUUAUUAAUAACUGGACUUCUACUACAAACUAUAGCAUCUGUUUGUAUAGUUGGUUCAUACUUUUUAAAAUUUACGAACGUUUUCAAUCAACUUGUAAUAACAGCAGCUAUAACAAUAUAUUUUACUGGUUUAUCCUUAGGCUUUGGACAUAUUUUAUGGACUCAUAUUUAUGAAUUAUUUCCCAAGGAGAGUAAAAGUGUAGCCGCUUUCUGUUCAUAUAGCUCUCUUUUUAUUGCUGCUCUGAUUAUGUCCAUAUUGUUAGAAUUCCUUAGCAUGAAAUAUUAUUGCUACUUAUUUAUUACAUUUAUCGUAUCGCUACUUUUGUCUAUUUUGUUUUUUAACUCAUUUUAUGAAGAAGAUUCCAUGGUCAUCAAGAGGCACGAUUCAGUGCAGGCCUGA